Osmia bicornis bicornis is the source of this 1995-nucleotide messenger RNA. It is a transcript of the gene CBP, whose product is annotated as sarcoplasmic calcium-binding protein. Gene Ontology annotation, cellular component: uniplex complex. The record is from RefSeq and is a predicted model, not a curated record. Lineage: Eukaryota; Metazoa; Arthropoda; Insecta; Hymenoptera; Megachilidae. The transcript is spliced from 6 exons. Gene Ontology annotation, molecular function: calcium ion binding. The coding region runs from base 829 to 1620 and encodes 263 amino acids. Gene Ontology annotation, biological process: calcium import into the mitochondrion; mitochondrial calcium ion homeostasis.
AUUACCUACAUAUGCAUUGUAAAUUUGUUUUAAUCGAGAACGUAACACCAUGCGUCUAGUCACGUAUACGUAUUUGCGUAUAAUAUGACGUUCAACGCGACCUACUUUUGUAGUGCAUCGAAAUUUCUACAUGUAUUUUGAAUCUGAUUAUUUUUAUUUCCACGUAAUCUAUAUGUUAUUCUCAUGGGGCUGUUUGUUCAUCACACAAGCUGAUCAGAAGCUAAAUUGUCUCACAUCGUGGUAAAGCUGAUAAGUUGGACAUAGGCGUAGCAAAUAAACAAAACUAAAUAUUUCUUUUUAUUGAAUAUGAUCGAUACGUAUAAAAUUAAUUAUACUUUUUGUGCAAAUGUAAAAUUUUUAAAAUUUUGUUGUUUAUUUUUCUAAUUUAGUCUAUAUAUAUUUUUAUUUUAACAUUAUUAUGCCUUUAAUUGAGAGACAAAACAUGUGGAACGAAAUUUCUGUAGGAUAUGUAUGUGUUUAAAUAUAAAAUUAUAUUACCUCAUUUUUACAAUUAUUUUGUACGCGUUUAUGAAUAUUUUUGUUGAGAUACGCUUAUGAUUUUUAUCUGAGAAAAGAAGACGUGUAUAAGACCGCGUAUCAAGAAGAAACAUAAUCAAGGGGAGGGAAUAGGGCAUUCUAGCGCAUGCGCAAUAAAUAAAGAGGGGCUUUAUGACCGACCCAUUAGAAAGGGCCCAAUACAUACUUAGCUCAGUUUGUAUGGUUUCAGUUGUAUUAUUGAAGCUCGAACGGUUCAAAGUGAAUUUUAAAUUACUGUGUUUAUCUACAUUAAAGUUAGAUUAUAAAACAUAAUAUAUAUUUAAAACAAAAAUGGCAACUUUAUUACAACGGGGCCUGCGGUACGCAGCUUCAAAUAAACUGUUCGAGAAAGGUAUUAUUUCAGUUUUACGUUUUGAAGUAAUACCAGAGAAGAAAAACAUUGUGCAACCAGCACAUCAUAGAUUCAAGUACAACGGAAUCAUUGGGUGCAUGCACAGUAAGAGAGGCCUGCACUAUACGGGAACCUCGACGUUUAUAGACGAGCAACAAGAAAGCGAUAGCGAUUCGGACAACGAGCAAGAGAAAGGUCAAUCACAUUUUUGGAGAAGAAAAAUGCGAACUCUGCAUAGUCAUUUAGAUGUUAACAAAGAUGGUGUUAUUAGUUACGAUGACUUUAUGUUACUUGGCGACCGAUUUUGCGAUUUAGGACACUUAUCUCCAAAAGCCAAAGCUGAAUUUAAAAAUGUAUUGAACAAAAUGUGGAUGGAACAGUGGGGAGAGAUUAGUCCAUAUAAUCUCAUAUGUGUUGAAAAAUAUUUAGAAGAAAUGCAACAUGUUCUUAAUGACUCAUCGUUAAAAAAGAAGUGUCAUCAUUUCUUGCCAUAUUUAUUCAAAGCAGUGGACAAAGAUCAAAGUGGUGAAAUUUCUGUACAAGAAUUUAAAUUAUUUUUCCAGUGCUUAGGUCUCACACAUGAAGACGCAGUUGUUGCCUUCAGUCACAUUGAUAGUAAUGACGAUGGAAAAAUUAGUUUCGAAGAAUUUAUAACUUUAGGACGUGAAUUUUUCAUUUCAGAAGAUCCAACAAAGCCCAGUAAAUAUUUUUGGGGGCCGUUAGUUGAUUAAACUUCUUAUUGCAAUCCUGUGACUUGUGAUACUAAAAUAUCGUAUAUCAAUUAUAUUUACCAUAAUAUAUAUGGUUUGAACUUUAAUUAUAAGACAGAUAAUUUAUAGGUUUUAAACGUAAGUUUUCUACAAGUUACUGAAAGCACAAUGUACGUAUUUCUAGUUCCUUUUAAAUAUAAUUAAAGAAAAAAAAUGAUAAAAGAUAUAAAUAUAUAUCAAACAAACUUUCAAUAACAAUACAAGUAUUUUUAUGGUUAAGGAACUACUAUAAGACUUUUGUUAAAAAAUAUAACAAUUUAAUAAUAAAUACAAAUACUCACUUUUACAAACAUAUACACAUGUAAUAGUAAGAAAAUAGACUGUUAGUAAUUCAAU